GAUGAUCCAGUAAGUGCUGCGCGUUAUUACGGGUGGGUGCGGUCUGCGCGAGGGAGAUCGUCUUAUCUUGCUGGGAUGAGACCGAAGUCCCGCAGGUUUCUACUUUUCAUCUCGCCUCCCCACCUGCCUUCGUUUCAGUUUUGACCCAACCGGUCCGGGCAUGGCCCAAACGAGCCCGCUGGCUUCUCCCCCGCGGGCUUCGGCAGACUGCCGCUACUGCCAACGCGGAGGCUCCGGUCCCCGAUUCGCGUGCCGCGCUGCUGCUGCUGCUGCGCCCGGUUCGGUCGUUCGGGAGUCGGCGGGGGGAAGCCUCGGGCGUCUCCGCGAGAGGCAGCCGCUGCUGGACCGCGGCAGAAGAUGCUGUCCGCCGGAACAGCUCAGCAACGACUUCCCCGACGACCCGGAGUUCAGGGAGGUGGUCCGGAAGGCAGAACAAGCCAUCGAGGAGGAGAUCUUUCCGGAGAGGAUUUACCAGGGAUCCAGCGGGAGCUACUUUGUCAGAGACUCUCAAGGGAAGGUCAUUGGCAUCUUCAAGCCGAAGAACGAGGAGCCCUACGGCCAGCUGAACCCCAAAUGGACCAAAUGGCUGCAGAAGCUGUGCUGUCCGUGCUGCUUCGGCCGCGACUGUCUGGUCCUCAACCAGGGCUACCUGUCGGAGGCCGGAGCAAGCCUGGUAGAUCAAAAACUCGAGCUCAACGUAGUCCCCAAGACCAAGGUGGUUUACCUGGCGAGUGAAACGUUCAACUAUAACGCCAUAGACAGGGUGAAGUAUCGGGGGAAGAAGCUGGCCUUGGAGAAGGUGCCCAAAGUGGGCCAGCGCUUCCAGAGGAUAGGUCUGCCUCCGAAGAUAGGGUCGUUCCAGUUGUUUGUUGAAGGGUGCAAGGAUGCCGAUCAUUGGCUGAAACGGUUCGAAGUGGACCCGCUCCCCGGGGACACAAGUCGGCAGUUGCAGCUACAGUUUGAACGACUGGUUGUCCUAGAUUACAUCAUCAGGAACACAGACAGAGGAAAUGACAACUGGCUCAUAAGAUAUAACCAUUCAACGGACGCUGCAGCGAUUCCUGAUAAAGACUGGGUGGCGGUGAAGGAUUCGGUCGUCAGACUGGUCGCUAUAGACAAUGGCUUGGCUUUCCCCCUCAAACACCCAGACUCCUGGAGAGCCUACCCUUUCUACUGGGCCUGGCUGCCUCAGGCUAAAGUGCCUUUCUCUCAGGAGAUCAGGGAGCAGGUGCUCCCCAAACUCACUGACCCCACCUUCAUCCAAGACUUGGAGGAAGACCUCUAUGAGCUCUUUAAGAAGGAUCCGGGUUUCGAUCGGGGCCAGUUCCACAGCCAGAUCUCGGUGAUGCGAGGCCAGAUCCUGAACCUGAGCAAAGUCCUGAAGGACAUCAAGACGCCCCUCCAGCUGGUGCAAAUGCCACCGGUCACUGUAGAGACAGCCAGGGCCCUGCAGAGGGCCAACAACGGCUCCUACACACACAGCCUCCAGAGCAAGAGACCCUUCUUUACCUGGUGGUAGUGGGAGAGGAUAUGCACGCCUUCCUUGCAUCUUUACAAGAAGCACCGCCAUAUCAUCUCUGAGGACUAGUAUUACAAAUGAGAUGAUGAAAUGGGAGGACGAUACAAGAGGAGGCAAGAAAAUGGUGAAUCCAAAGGGGGAAUUUAUGGAUGGAGAUGAUGGAUGUUGAUGAAUGACAGGAUGAAACCUUGUCAGCGUCUGCUAAGGUACUGCAAGGCAACAACAAAAUAAACCUGAAAUGGCCUCCGUUCAAACCCUGGGCCUUCUGCGGAUGCUGCUCGACCCUUAGUCAAUAUCAGUGCGGUCCAUUUCGCAGUUUGUAUGACGUCCAACUUGUUUGAACGAUAAAUAGUUUCUUAUAGCGUUGCAGCGCUGUUAAGAGUUGCUGCUGGCUUCUCUGUUGGCAUUUUCCAUUAUUGACAUAGAAAUGUGUGUAUGCAUUUUUAUAUUUGUCUAUAAUGCAUCUGAGCAGAGAAUGAUUAGACACUUGAAUGUUUCGGGUUAUUACAUCUGGAAUGACACAACAUUCCCUGUGCUUGCCUUGCGUCAUAAGGAGCAACUCAGCCGUGGGGCUUCACGAUGUUUCACUACCGUCUGUGAAAUGAGCUGUCACUUCAGAGUUGGUGGUAAAUCAUCCGUUGCAAAUGAAGACAAGGCUUGACCAAAUCAUCAGGACAGCACUUUAAAAUGCCUACCCGCCAACUUUAGAAAGCACUGCCCAGAUAGCAGACACAUUUGGGCCUAAUCUGGGACACUUUUGGUACUUACGGCUCAGUUACAGUACUGGCAACUGUUGUGUGGACCAGAUGUGGCUCAAAUGUCAUAAGCCGGGCCUGACUUGGGUUACGGCAAGUGUUGUUUGGGCCAGACACGGCUCAAAUGUAAUGAACGGGGCUUGACUUGGGUUACAGCACACACUAUGUGGGCCAGAUGUGACCAAAGUGUGGCUGAGUUGAGGCAGCCACACUCACCCUGAGUCAACGCCGUCAUUCAAGGCCAAAUGUGGGCCGUAAGAUACCUGCAGAUGUGGGCCAUAUUUGGGCCAAAGAUUCUUUGCUAUCGAAAGGAGCCAGUUGAGGCGGUUCGGGCAUCUGAUUAGGAUGCCUCCUGGCGCCUUCCUUUGGAGGUUUACCGGGCAUGGCCAAUUGGGAGGAGACCCCGGGGUAGACCCAGAACUCGCUGGAGGGACUGCAUGUCCAAUCUAGUCUAGGAACGCCUUGGGAUCCCCAGGAGGAGCUGGAGGGCCUUGCUGGGGAGAGGGACAUCUGGAGUGCCCUAUUUAGCUUGCUGCCACCGCGACCCGACCCCGAAAAAGCAGCUGAAGAUGAGAUGAGAUGAGAUAUGAGAUGAGAUUCCUUGCUAUCUGGGUGGUGGUGGGGGGCUGUUUUGGCCGCCAUCUUAUUUGUUCUACCUCUGACCUCUGAGUGAUAUCCCAUUCCUUUUAGGGCGACAACUAAAAGAGCUUAGGACACAGUCCAUUUUCUGAGGAUGUCAAAUGUCUUUGUCAUAAUUAAUGUAGGGGCCGGAGACAGGGGAUGGACACAUGUUUGUUUGUCUCAGGGUGUAUAAACGUGACAAUGUAGUAAACUUUUUUUUUAUUUCUCUAAAAAAGUUAGAGAAAUCAUUGCAAUCUUUUUCUUUUUGUGAUCUACCCUCAUUAUUUUGGCCUAGCAGCUACCAGACUUCCAACCAACUGUACUGCGCGCAAACAUUUUGCGCCCCCAGUGGAUAUAGUCAUCUAUUACGUCUCCAUUUUUAUUCCCAUUUUAUUUAAUUUAUUUAUUUUAUUAUUUUUCCAUGUGUUUAUUCCCCCAGAACGCAUUUAUUUCAAUAUAACAUACACGUGUGAAGGGACAGACGUGUCAAAUGGCCCAGUUUAGCUUUUCCCAUUACAGCUCUGCAUUUUCUCUGCAUUCCGCCAAAACCAGUUCUGCCAGUCACCAGCAGAUGGCUCUCCAUUCUCGGUCCAUGUCUCUCCGUUAGGAAGACGUUCAGGUUUCGUUUGAGAUUUUAAAGAUUAUUUUUUAGCGCUGUUGCCUCCAAACGGAUUUUGCGUUGAUAAUGCAAUGUAAAACGUUAAUAUAUUAAAGAACACAAACAUUGUUAUCCACAUUAUUUUUGUCUUGUACACUCAAAGUUUUUGUUUUAUUAAAAUAUAGACCAAUGAAAGAACUUUAGUUUGGGGUUAAACCUUGUGUGGAUGAGGUUCUCAUGGAAGAUGUGGGGUGUGCAUAUAUUGAAUAAAAGGAGAUUAUUAAAAUGCCUAUACUGUA
This is a messenger RNA of Lampris incognitus (smalleye Pacific opah), 3792 nucleotides long. Its product is annotated as phosphatidylinositol 4-kinase type 2-alpha-like. Gene Ontology annotation, biological process: Golgi organization; endosome organization; phosphatidylinositol phosphate biosynthetic process. The coding region runs from base 161 to 1519 and encodes 452 amino acids. The record is from RefSeq and is a predicted model, not a curated record. The transcript is spliced from 9 exons. Gene Ontology annotation, molecular function: 1-phosphatidylinositol 4-kinase activity. Gene Ontology annotation, cellular component: plasma membrane; lysosomal membrane; trans-Golgi network. NCBI's taxonomy places the organism in Eukaryota, Metazoa, Chordata, Actinopteri, Lampriformes, Lampridae.